CCGCGCGCGGGGGGCGGGGCCCCCGGCUCCCCUCGGCCCUCGCGCGGGGCGGCGGCGGCGCCAUGUCGGUGGCGUUCGUGCCGGAGCGGCUGCGCGGGAAGGCGGAGGUGAACCAGGAGACGCUGCAGCGGUUGCUGGAGGAGAACGACCAGCUGAUCCGGUGCAUCGUGGAGUACCAGAGCAAGGGCCGGGCCACCGACUGCGUGCAGUACCAGCAUAUCCUGCAUAGAAACCUCAUUUAUUUAGCUACAAUUGCUGAUGCGACGCCACCCAGCACGCAGAAGCCUGUAGACUGACUGACUGCGCAUACCUGGACAUGAGUGGUGCUUUAAGAAUCUGUAGGCAUACCUAGUUUAGCGUCUCACUUUGAAAGCUGAGAAGGUGUGGUCUUGAAGGGCAGGUAAAAAUAUCAUCCAUACCUCUAUGUUAAAAACACAAAUGUAGUUUUUUAUGUAAUAUUAGGGUAGUUUUUUACCACAUUACUGUAAGCAGAGCUUAAGGGUGAUGAUAAUUAUUUAUCACACUUACAUUCCCCCUGCCAAAAAAUAUCAGGUAGCAUAUUUCUGAGAACAGCCUGGUUGUCAGGACAGUGCUCCCAGAGAUGCCUCUGGAGGACACUUGCUGUCUCAUUGAAGCGGAGACUGUUUCAUAACUAAGGUUGUACAAGAACAGGGUACACAUUUAGCUAGGUAACUCCUCUCUACUUCCAGCAUGACAAAGUCAGUCGUACAUUACCAUAUAUAUAUAAGCAAUCGACUGUUUCAUAUUUUGUAUCAUCACCACAGGAAUUGUGCUUAACAAACUAUUUUGUAAAUUAUAGUAUAUUCUGGAUUAAUGCAACACGUUAACAAAGGAGCAGCUCAGUGAUUUAGUGAAACAGAAACGUUAACUUUUCUAGGAAAGAUGGAACUGUUGCAUAACAUAGUGCAAUUAAGUGCAAGGGAGAAAUUGAGCCUUUAUUUCAGCGAGAGAAGGCUCUGUGUGUGCCCCACUUGUGUCAAGACUUUUCCUUUUUGCUUGAAAUGCUCUGUACUGCAGACUGUGUAAACAAGUAAAUUCUUGCAUAAUCAACUGGA
Molecule: messenger RNA, 1076 nt
Organism: Phalacrocorax carbo (great cormorant)
Lineage: Eukaryota; Metazoa; Chordata; Aves; Suliformes; Phalacrocoracidae
Source: RefSeq, a predicted model, not a curated record